Molecule: messenger RNA, 3197 nt
Organism: Etheostoma spectabile (orangethroat darter)
Lineage: Eukaryota; Metazoa; Chordata; Actinopteri; Perciformes; Percidae
Product: guanine nucleotide-binding protein subunit alpha-13
Exons: 5
Coding region: 87-1220 (377 amino acids)
Biological process (GO): Rho protein signal transduction; adenylate cyclase-activating G protein-coupled receptor signaling pathway
Cellular component (GO): brush border membrane; heterotrimeric G-protein complex; cytoplasm
Molecular function (GO): G-protein beta/gamma-subunit complex binding; D5 dopamine receptor binding; guanyl nucleotide binding
Source: RefSeq, a predicted model, not a curated record
CUUCCUGAGUUUAGGGAAGGGGCUUGGUCCCGUGCCUGCGCUCCGCGAACGCGCAUCAAAUUAGCAUCGAUGAAGUUUGUGCGAACAUGGCGGAUUUCCUGCCGACCAGGUCCGUGUUAAAAGUUUGUCUACCCGUCUGCUUGCUGAACAGCGGCGAGGUGGAGCAGGUCCGAAAGUCAAAGGAGAUCGACAGAUGUCUCUCCCGGGAGAAAACGUACGUGAAACGGCUGGUGAAGAUCCUGCUGCUCGGCGCUGGCGAGAGCGGCAAGUCGACUUUCCUCAAACAAAUGCGGAUCAUCCACGGCCAGGACUUCGACCAGCAAGCCCGAGAGGACUUCAGAGCCACAAUUUACAGCAACGUUAUCAAAGGUGUACGUGUGUUGGUAGAUGCCCGGGAGAAGCUGCACAUUCCGUGGGGUGACCCAGAAAACCAGAAGCAUGGGGACAGCCUGAUGGCGUUCAACACCCGGUCGGCUAAGAUGGCCAACGGGCAGCUGGAGACGCCCGUCUUCCUGCAGUACCUGCCCGCCAUCAAAGCUCUGUGGGACGACUCGGGCAUACAGAACGCCUAUGAUCGCCGCAGGGAGUUUCAGCUGGGUGAGUCAGUGAAGUAUUUCUUGGAUAAUCUGGAUAAGCUUGGCGAGCUGGAUUAUCUUCCCAGUCAACAGGAUAUCCUGCUGGCUCGUAAACCCACCAAGGGCAUCCACGAGUAUGACUUUGAAAUCAAGAGUGUUCCCUUCAAGAUGGUGGACGUGGGAGGGCAGCGGUCAGAGAGGAGGCGCUGGUUCGAGUGUUUCGACUCGGUUACCUCCAUCCUCUUCCUCGUCUCCUCCUCUGAAUACGACCAGGUGCUGAUGGAGGACAGGCAGACCAACCGGCUGCGCGAGUCGCUCGACAUCUUCGAGACCAUCGUCAACAACCGCGUCUUCGUCAACGUUUCGAUCAUCCUCUUCCUCAACAAGACAGACCUGCUGGAGGAGAAAGUGAAGAGCGUUCCGCUCAAGGACUACUUUGCCGAGUACACUGGGCAGGAGCACAACCUGCCAGACGUCCAGGCGUUUAUGGUGGAGUGCUUCCGGGACAAGAGACGCGACGCCACCCAGAAGCAACUGUACCACCACUUCACCACGGCCAUCAACACGGAGAACAUCAGGCUGGUGUUCCGGGACGUCAAGGACACCAUCCUCCAUGACAACCUCAAGCAGCUCAUGCUCCAAUGACCCCUGUCAACCUGUGAAAAUAGAGGACCUGAAUGGGGACAAACUACCCCCUCGCUCCUGAAGAGGACUUGACGAGACCUUGAAGAAUCAGAUAGACGUCAGCGUUCUUCUUCUUCAGCUGUUUUUAUGUUAGUUUUUACACUCCUCUUUGAAGAGUUGGCCUAUUGUUAGUUCAGGGUUUGGUAGGGGAACGAGUCAGUAGGGUUAUGAAGAACGACAAGCAGGCGGUUUUAAAGUUGGAUAACAUUUGAACUCUGCUACUUCGUCUAGAGACUCUCUCCUCUGGUCUGAGCACCACCUUACAGCACAAGAUUUGCUGCGGCUUUUCGACUCACAAGUUGCCGGUGCUGGCGCAAACCAGCAAAACCUAUUACAAACCGGGCACAUGGUCUCUCAACCAGAUGCAUAACUUGCCAAGCAACAAAUACAGGAAUUAGUUUGUUCAAACAACAUGUAGGAUUUUAGAUGGUUCAAGGUCAGCAUUGCGCCAAUAUUGAUUUGCCAGUCUGCGUACAAGCAUUGAAUUAAUCUAAUCCAAAACCACUCCAUUAAUUCUGGUGCACCCCUCUAGUGCUGCUUUGUAAGCCCCUGUAGUUUGUAGAAGGGUUUGCCAACCUGCGGAUUAUCUAGUGACUGCACGAUUGUCCUCAUUUUUUCUCAUAUUGCAGCACCGUUUUCCUCCCUCUCCCAGACCCAGUCACAGAGCCAUUGUUGCCGGGACAAGGACUAGCUCAUUGUUUGCGAAAGCUCUCAGAAUGGUUCAAUAUUUGAUCUGGAAAAUGGCUCCAGCAGUGGUACCUUGUCUGUGGAAAAACGCUAGAAAAGGGCACAACCGCACGACUGAACCGACAACACCUUUCCCUAUAUUGUCUUAUGUAGACUUAAUCACUGUUUAAAUCCUGCAUUUGUGCCUUUGCCUCUAUAGAAUCAAAGCCAAUCCUCGCUGCCUUCAGAUGAUAACUAAGAUGCAAGUUGUCCCUUGUUUUUGGUUGUAGGACAAAAUUAGCUUAAACGGCACAUUAGGCAGGUGUGUCGGCAAGUGAACAUGCAGUCCACUGUUUUCUCAGGGUUGAAUCAAAACCAGCGUACAUGCUGAUGUCAUUGUUGGUGAACUAACUGAAUAAUUGAAUCUUUAUCAGGGUGGCAGAGCGGCGAGAUUCAGCCAGGCCUCAGUACAGUCAGCUGGGUGGUGUUUGGUACUGUAUCCUCCCGGCUUUGACCCCUGAAAGUUGACCCAAAGACCCGCCCCACCACCCCCACCCUCCUCCCUCUCUUUGUUUUCUAUCUCUGAUUAGAUGUAAAGGGACAGACCUCCCCUUUUUGCCUGAAUGAUGAAUGUCUGUUUAUAGAUGUACAGAGAUUUGAUGUUACUGUAACCAACAUUGUAAUAGUAAGCUGUAGCUUACCGAGUUGUGACUCCAGGCGUCUCUGAAAUAACCCUUGAAGGUUUGUUUGUUUUUUACACGCCAUCUUGUCCUGUUUAGUAGUUCCCUUUUUUAUUUUAUGAAUUUGCUAAGGGGGGGGGGGGGGGGGGAUUAGGUGGAAAAAGGCUACUGUAUCUUGUAGGGGGCCAAUCUUUGUUAGAGGACAACUUCCAGGCCCUGUUCAAAUCUGUGCUUCUCCGCCAAAUCAGCCCACGCUUUCUUGCGACUGUUCACAUCGAUAGCGUGUAGUUUUUCUCCCAAAAAAAACCUCCUGUUCACUUCAGUUUGCUUCCAGUUCUGGCUCUGUAUAUACUGUAAUCCGUUGCCAUGUAAAUAAUAUUCAGGUUUAUCUCUGUGUAUGUAAAUGGUUAUAGAAAUGGAGUAUGUUUCCAUUCUGAAUGUGUUUCAAAUCCCUGCUUUUCCAAUGAAGAUGACCUUUUUGAUUUUAGAUGUAUUUUUGUGUAUUGUGUAUUUUCAUCACCUUAAAAUGUAUUCCUGUGCCAAGUCUCAUGCCACUCUAACCCUAUCAAUAAAAUACACAUUUCUAAUGAAA